This is a messenger RNA of Scutellospora calospora, 254 nucleotides long. The record is from the annotation of a GenBank genome assembly. Lineage: Eukaryota; Fungi; Glomeromycota; Glomeromycetes; Diversisporales; Gigasporaceae.
GGCUAUAUUACUUGAUCAGAGAUUUGUUAAUUUAUGGAAAGAAAUAGAUUAUUUCGACAUUUGCAAAAAUAUGAACGAUCUUGUUAUACAAGGUGUGAUUCUUAUUCUUUUUCUACCAGCUUCAAUAAAUUUUAUUAAUGAUAAAAAGAUUGUUGUAAAGAGAUUAAAAGAAUUGAUAGAAUUAGGAUUUGCUUUAAACGAUAAAGUUAUUUUUGAUAUUUUUUUACUUCAAGCAAAUUUUCUUGAAAUGAUCG